CACACAUUCAAGAUGAAAUCAGAUCUGAAAUAUGCGAGUGAACAACAUGAUGACAACAAAUGGAAACAUUUUAGCAACAACGGCUCAGGAACAGACGGCGUUUAUGAGCCUGCACGUCGAGACGAUGUCGGCUCAUGACCAUGUUUAACCUCUGACAUCAGAACAGGAAAUAAAUAACAGAAAACCACAAAAAGCAUCAUAUGUCCCUUUAAACACAGCUUAACAAGUGUUAGUUGCCAGGUUGUGAUUCUUUGUGUUUAGUGAGUUAUGUUGAUACUUUACCCAGAAACACUUUUGGGUUUCUCACUUUCUAACAAACCGUCUCCAGUCUGCAGCUGCACAUGUUGUUAAUAAAUGGAUUUUAGACUCUGCAGCUCUUUUCUAAAAGUUCCAAAACAGACAAUUAAGGACUCUGCGUGAUGAAUUAAAGGGCCACUAAAAAAGACAACAGACAUUUAAUCUGCAACAACUUUUAUAAUCUGUUAAUCCAAAAUCACUUUUAAGCAAAAUGUUUUAAAUUCUUUGGUCUCAGCUUAUAUUUUGUGUCAUUGAUCAGGAAUCUGAACAUCUUUGGACUCUUUCUCCGCCAAUCAAGACAUCUGAAGGCAUCACAUUCUGCUCUUGGAAUUUUAAAAAAUAUUUUCUGACAUUUUAUAGGGCAAAAAAAAUGAAUGAAGGAAAAUAAUCGAUAGUGAAAGUUGCAGCCCUGGUGGAGGUGUGAGCUCUCUGGGUCUUUUUUCCUUUUUUUAUAAGAACAGUCCGGUCACUGUAAUGACGCAAAAGAGAGAGAGAGAGAGAGAGAGAGAGAGAGAGAGAGAGAGGGAGAGACUCGGGUCUCAGCAUCUCGCCUCCUCAGUGAGCGUCCUGCUCUCUGACAGUGAACCGUCUUGUGUCGGUGAGGCUGGAAGGUUUCAGAUGUGACGCUGAAGUAGAUGGAAGAUCAUAUUUAUAAUUUACGUCUCUCUCUCUCUUUUCCCGCGGAGGAUCCGGACCACCUGUCACUUCUCUGCGCUCUGAGGACAAACCGGCAGAAAGAGGAGGAAAGAGGAGACGCGCGUAAUUCCUCUGUGCGUCUUUUCCGCGCCAUGCCUCUUCUCCUCUGAUCCUGCCUCCGUCUGCCGCCUUUCUUGGAUGAACUUUCUCGCCGCAUGCGGUGACGCGGCCGCUCGCACUGAGAUCAUGAAGACGACGCGGAAAUGUCGCGCGCUGCUGUCGGUGGGUCUGAACCUGGUGGCCCUGUUCUUCUCCACCACCGCCUUCAUCACCACGUACUGGUGCGAGGGCACCCAGCGCGUCCCCAAGCCCAACUGCAGCAAGCAGCGGCGCCACAACUGCAUCGACUACGGCGUGAACGAGACGGACCAGAACAAGGUGCACUACAGCUGGGAGACCGGGGACGACCGCUUCCUCUUCCGCCGCUUCCACACGGGCAUCUGGUACUCUUGCGAGGAGAACAUCCACGGGGCAGAUUCACAUAUUUAUUUCAGUUUCAGCUGGCACCUAGCUAACAAGAUGGAGGAUUUGGUUGACAUCCAGGGUGGAAUCAGGCAAGGUCAAAACCAAACCAAAACAAAUCCAACAAGGGACAGUCAAGGAAUCCAAGGUCCAGAAAGAAGGCAAGUAGGGUCAAAACAGGCAGGUGAGAAGUGUCGGAGCUUCAUUGAUCUGGCCCCGGCGUCGGAGAGAGGUGUGCUGUGGUUGUCGGUGGUGUCGGAGGUGCUUUACAUCCUGCUGCUGGUGGUCGGCUUCAGUCUGAUGUGUUUGGAGCUUUUUCACUCCAGCAACGUCAUCGACGGACUCAAACUGAACGCCUUCGCCGCCGUCUUCACCGUUCUGUCCGGUCUUCUGGGGAUGGUGGCCCACAUGAUGUACACUCAAGUGUUCCAGAUCACGGUCAGUCUGGGUCCUGAAGACUGGAGGCCUCACAGCUGGGACUACGGCUGGUCCUUCUGCAUGGCGUGGGGUUCCUUCACCUGUUGCAUGGCCGCCUCCGUCACCACCCUCAACUCCUACACCAAGACGGUGAUCGAGUUCCGCCACAAGCGGAAGCUGUUCGAGCAGGGUCUGCGCGAGGAGCAGAACUACCUGGACCAGGAAGCUUUCCACUACUUCCGGGACCGCUCCCUGCAGUCCAUCUCCAGCACCGUGGAGGUCUACCCCGGCCACGGCGGCAUGAGUGGAACCAGAGCUGGGCUUGUUGUUGGGGGGCCAGGUCCCGGUCCUGGACCGGGUCCAGGUCCGGGUCCCGGUGCAGGACGAGGCCAAAUGAGAGCCACGUCAGCAUCCAUAGACCUUGGAGAGAACACAGACUCGCUGGGGGAGGAGCAGUGUUGAGAAGGGUUAUGAGGGAUAAGAUAAUGAGGCGGACUGCUCCUUUAAGUCUGGACCUGGCAACAGGUUUUGCCGUCAAACACGAAAGCACAGCAGCCCUUAUUUUCUGUUAGAAGAUUAUUAACAGAACUGAGACUUGAGGACGACAUGUAGAGGAAGCAUCAGUGAAAUGAAUAAAAGUAGACUGAUAUGUUCUCUAUAUAUACGAAAUGAAAAUCUAUACAAAGUGUGAAAAAAGAUGUUUGACUUUGAGAUCUGUGAGUUAAGAUUCUUUGAGGAUGGAAAGCCGGAGUUCUCCGGCAUAUUUCAAGGUGCUAUGUGUAGUAUUUUAAUAUCACUAAAGGCGUUUUCACAUCUGCGCUUUGUAGUUCGGUUGAAUUGGUUCGUUUUCCCCCUCGGUGCGAUUCAUUUAGGCAGAUCUGAACACAGUAAUCGCACACGGGACCAAACCAACCGCACAGAGACCCUUUGGGAGGUGGUCUCGGUCUGGUCCCAGAUGAAUUCUGAAGUGGUUCGUUUCUGGUGGGAACAUGAUCCGACCCAACUACUAGGUGUACUCUGCGAGUUUGAACGUAUUCAGCUGGCUUGCUUGAUGCGAUUGCUUGUUUUGGUUUGCUUGGACUUUUCUCUGCGUGAAAGGAAAGAGGAAAACGCACCAAGUUCACCAACUCAUCCACUGAUUCAGACCAGAGCAUACAAACUUUAGGUUUAAAAAUGCCCUAAAUCAAGUCUGAAACAUUAAAUACUGUUACAUUUGCUGAAGAGCAGCCACUGUGUCCAGAAGUGAGAAUUACAGUAUAUGCUAAAAAGUAGCGUAAGAGUAGCACAAGUAGAAGACACUAAUAAAGUCAGUGAUGUGACUCAGUUAUGUCAAUAACGCAGCAAUAUCUAUCUAAUGUUUGCUAACAUUAGCCACCAGAAGCUACUGGUCAUACCAGACCAAGUCAAGCUGCAGGGUUAC
Messenger RNA from Thunnus maccoyii (southern bluefin tuna), 3292 nucleotides. RefSeq names its product gsg1-like (gene gsg1l). Gene Ontology annotation, cellular component: plasma membrane. The transcript has 7 exons. The record is from RefSeq and is a predicted model, not a curated record. NCBI's taxonomy places the organism in Eukaryota, Metazoa, Chordata, Actinopteri, Scombriformes, Scombridae. Bases 1132 to 2334 code for a protein of 400 amino acids.